This is a messenger RNA of Aspergillus caelatus, 1881 nucleotides long. Its product is annotated as heterokaryon incompatibility protein Het-C-domain-containing protein. The record is from RefSeq and is a predicted model, not a curated record. Bases 1 to 1881 code for a protein of 626 amino acids. Lineage: Eukaryota; Fungi; Ascomycota; Eurotiomycetes; Eurotiales; Aspergillaceae. The transcript has 12 exons.
AUGUCUGCUGCCAAGAUGGUCCCGUCUUGUCGGUUCGAAGGGCCAAGGGAGCUGGGACUACAUUACCCUAACCCUUGGUUUUCAUGGCCUAGCUGGGCUCUCUGCGAUUUGCCUUCUCUUCUCCGUAGACUGCUAGUAUUGUCAUUUAAGGUUAGAACAGAAGUACCAUGUCUGGCACUGUCUAAAACCUAUGUUUUCUUCUCUCGCUUGCCCUCGCAUUCUCGGGGCAAGCCCACGCUUUUGGGGCGGACCAGAACUGGCGUCAUGGUGACUAUCGAAGACGCGCUGUUGACUCUGUUUCUCCAGGCUGUUGAUGUCGGUACUUUGAAAUAUGUAAGCGCUGAAGCAAUCCGCAUCCUGAUUUGGGUGCUCGGAUUUAUGAGUUUUGGGCAAGCUACUGAGUUCUCCCACUAUGCUAUUGAUGAGGAGCAUGAGCCGUCAGUUGAUCCUAUGACAGCGACAGAGGAUAUUGGUAUUGCUACAUCUGCAGGUCUUGUACGGCGUGUCUUCCGUCAGCUGAGUCUUAUUGAGAUGGGUGAAACAGAUCUUUUCCCACAUGUCGGUCGUAAUACAAAAUUUGAGCUCCAUGGUGCGGAGAAUGACGUCUACCCUGUUGUUACCGGCACUUUCGGCGGGGGGGACUUUUUUCACUCCGUUUUAGGUGAGCUUUCGGAUAAGGUCGCACAGUCUGAAAUCCAAUCUUUGGAAGGUGUCAUUACUGAUUCACAAAGUCGUUCGCCCUCUGAGAGCUUCGUACAGGAUCUUCUCAGCAUGAUCCCUGCUGGAUUAGUAGACGACAGUGAAGCUCAGGCAACUCAAAUGGAAGAAUUCAGGACACAGUCAGAGAAUGCUAAGAAACAAAGCCAAGAUGUAUCGCCGCGUGAGCCAGAAGAAUGGACCUGCUACCUGGAAGGGGUGCAUCGGCAAAUCCACCCCUUGUUGGAGUGGCAUGAUGAGAUUACAAAGUCGAUCAACACUGCUAUCGAGAAAAUACCUGUUCUACCAGAAUGGGUGGAGCUUCAAACUGGCUCCUCCAAGAUUAUUCAAAGUAGCAGGGAGCAACAGCACAUUGUCUUUGAAAACGAUGAAUCAUCGAACCCCACCCAUUCUAUGCUUUCUAAGGAUCAUUUCUCAAACGUUCUUAACGAACCAGCAGGUCGGGUAGCCUCCCAAAUUAUCAAGUGGACUGUGCCACAGCUCAUGGAGUGCUGGGAUAGUGAAGAAAUUGAUAUCACAAAAACUUUGGACAGAAUAAUCGUGGGCGUGUUCUAUCGCCCUGCCCUUCGUGAAUCUGGAGAAGAUGGUGCAGCCGAUGUACGCCAGAUCAUGUUCCAUACAUACCUGCGCGGACAGCUCACCCGCCAAGGCGUAUUUGAAGGCAAAAACCAUAAGGAAGGUGUGCACGACACCGGUCAUGGCUGCGGUAAGCCACUUGCGUUACGCAAAGGCGGCCAUGGCAACCCCUUUGAACCCAGCGGAUCUAAUAUUAGCUUGGGGGAAGCUGCGGCCGCCGCUGCUGGUGACGGAACACUCAGGGGCCUAGUCAGCGGCCUUGAACCAUACCACGAGGAAGCAUCACUUGAAGAACAGCGCCCACCCUGGAAGGUUAGACACGAAAAUUACGAUGAAAAGUGGCGUGGAGACCAUUGGAACUAUGAACAUGAAUCAUAUGAUCACUACGUGUCUUCGUUGGGUAGCAACGGCCAGACUUAUGGAUAUAAUUCGGAGGAAACCUACAGAUUUGGACUGAAUGAGUAUAGCGAUGGCAAUGGAGAACAUCGCUAUGGUUACGGCAACCGCCCUAUGUCUCCAGAGGAGUAUGGUGCAGACCACUACAGUAGCAAAAGCGAUGACUACAUGGAACGACAGUACAGACAUUGA